CGCCACUUUUCACAUUCUUUCAUCUCCCAUCACCAUAACACUCUCAACACCACCACCGAGAAAAUCUCCGAUCGUUAAAACACUAAGAUGGCGGCGUGGACAGCUGCGGCGCGCCAAGCCACAACCCUCUCUCGACUCUCCGUUAACACAAAGAGCCAAGGCGCCCUCCUUAUCCAGCGGCGCGGUCUAGCCGGCGGUGGUGACCAUCAUGGUCCUCCAAAGGUGAACUUCUGGCAGGAUCCAAUGAGCCCAUCUAAAUGGAAAGAAGAGCAUUUUGUGAUCGUCUCUCUUACUGGUUGGGGUUUGGCCUUCUAUGGAGGUUAUAAGCUCUUCACAGGAGGAAAGAAAGAGAAGAAGGAAGAGGUACAAGAGAAGAAGGAAGAGAAAUGAACACGCUGACGUCAGUCGGGUUGUCUCUAUUCACCUGCAAUAAAGUAGUGUAGUUGCUAGGGCUUAGUGGCCUUGUUCAAGCCAAUAUGAGGAUAUGUAAUUUGUCGUUACCUAUCCAUUCCAUUCUUGCUUUGAACUUCGAGUUGUACAUGAAAUGUCGAUGGAACAAUCAACUUUGAGUUCUCUUCUUUUCGUG
Molecule: messenger RNA, 586 nt
Organism: Lycium ferocissimum
Lineage: Eukaryota; Viridiplantae; Streptophyta; Magnoliopsida; Solanales; Solanaceae
Exons: 4
Coding region: 88-390 (100 amino acids)
Source: RefSeq, a predicted model, not a curated record